Messenger RNA from Frankliniella occidentalis (western flower thrips), 3010 nucleotides. RefSeq lists its product as uncharacterized. The transcript has 13 exons. Lineage: Eukaryota; Metazoa; Arthropoda; Insecta; Thysanoptera; Thripidae. The record is from RefSeq and is a predicted model, not a curated record. Bases 41 to 2362 code for a protein of 773 amino acids.
AAGUGCCCACCCCUUGAGGAUAUAACCACCGCUGCCCAACAUGCGGCUGCGGGCAGAGAACCGUCCGCGCGGCGGGCCGGCGCCGCCGCUGCUGCUGCUGCUGCUGUCGCUGCUGCUGGGAGUCGCAGCCUCUCAAGAGGUCAGAUGCGGUCACCCUGCGGUGCCCCUGAACGCGCGGGUGUCUCUGUCCAGCGAGGCUCUGGCGCCGGGCGCUGUGGCCACCUACACCUGCGACCCUGGAUACGAGCUGUUUGGGACCGCCACCUCCAGCUGCUCGCCGGCCGGCCGAUGGCAGGGGGAGCUGCCGUUCUGCGGUACGAACGUGGCGCUGCGGAAGCCGGCCAACCAGUCGACGACGGUGCGGGGCGGCGCGGCGGGCAACGCCAACGACGGCGACCUCAGCACGGUGCACGACGGACGCCUGUGCACCGAGACCCAGCGCGAGCCGUCGCCCUGGUGGCGCGUCGACCUGCUGCGACCGUACGCCGUGCGCACCGUGCGCAUCACCACCCGGGGCUGCUGCGGUCACCAGCCGCUUCAGGACCUGGAGAUCCGAGUCGGCAACAGCAGUCAUGACCUCCAGAGGAACCCGCUCUGCGCCUGGUUCCCAGGAACCAUGGAGGAGGGAGUGACCAAGAUGUUCAGCUGCGCCCGUGCCCUGGUCGGCCAGUACGUGUUCCUCCAGCUGGUGGGCGUGGAGGGCUCGCUCUCGCUGUGCGAAGUGCAGGUGUUUACAUCGGACGAGUUCUCCGACGACCGGUGCGCGCCGGCGGGCGGGGCGGCCGACACGGAGCUGGCCGCCUUCGACCGCGCCUGCUUCGAGCUGGCCGUCAAGUCGGGCGGGUCGUUCGAGGCGGCGCGCGCGUCGUGCCGCGCGCACGGCGGCGACCUGGUGCACGGGCUGUCGGGCGCGCGCAACCUCUUCCUGCUGGCCGAGCUGGAGCGGCGCAAGCAGAGCCUCAAGACGCAGCUCGUCUGGAUCGGCGCGCAGAAGGAGCCCGGCGUCGUGUCGCGCACCUGGCGCUGGGUCGACGGCGAGGUGGUGCAGCGCCCCGCCUGGGGCAAGGACCAGCCCAACAACUACAACGGCGAGCAGAACUGCGUCGUCCUGGACGGUGGCCGCGGCUGGCUGUGGAACGACGUGGGCUGCAACCUCGACUACCUGCACUGGGUGUGCAUGCACGAGAUCCGCUGCCCCGAGCCCGUGCUGGCCAACCACCGCAUCCUCACGGUGACCAACAACGACCGCCAGUACGGGCGCACGCUGAUCCGCACGGCCGAGCACGCCGCCUCGUCCUCCAGCACCACGUACAAGAUCGGCGCGCUGGCCAAGUACCAGUGCGAGCGCGGCUACAAGGUGGUGGGCGAGACGCUGUCCACCUGCGAGGAGAACGGCCAGUGGAGCGGGGAGGUCCCGCAGUGCAUCUUCGUGGACUGCGGCAUGCCCAAGCCCACGGCCCACGGCCGCUUCACGCUGGCCUCCAACAUGACGUACUACGGCGCGGCCGCCAUCUACGAGUGCGACGAGAACUACGAGCUGGACGGCCACGCGCGCCGCCUGUGCAUGGAGAACGGCACCUGGAGCUCCGACAUGCCCGUGUGCAGAGAAAUACUCUGCCCCGAGCUGGAGAACGAGAACGGCAUCACGGUGCAGGUGUCGACCCGCAGCAUCGGCGGCGUGGCCCACUACCAGUGCGCGCGCGGCCAGUACAUGGAGGGCAACUCUACGAGGAUCUGCCUCAAGCGGGGACGCUGGAGCAGCAAAAUACCGAAAUGCACAUGGGUGGACUGCAAGCAUCCAGGGCCGAUUGAGAACGGACGUGUGAUUGUCAUGAAUGAGACAACAACGUACAACAGUGCUGUGGAGUAUCACUGCGUUCCUCACUUUGAAAGAGUUGGUCCUUACUUACGGAAGUGCAUGGAGGAUGGGCAAUGGUCCGGUGAAGAACCAACUUGCCAAUUGAGUACAGGGGAGGCAAGUGAAGCACAGAAUUUGGGUCUACCCAUUGGUAUUGGGGCUGGAGUUCUACUGUUCCUGUUACUUGUGUUAGGCCUCAUCUACCUUCGUCUACGUAAGGAAAGACCUAUUAAAAAUACUGAAAAUGUUCAGGCUGCGUUAAGAAAAGAAGAUCAAAAUGCUGCCGUUAUGUCGUUCUCUACCCUUAAUGAUGGCACAAAUGGUGGCGUGACCCACCUCUCAUCAAAUAUCUAUGAAAAUAUUCAUGACCACAGCGACAACAUGUAUGAUGCUCCUUAUGAGGAAACUGAAAGGAGAAAUGGAAACCAUCAUUAUGAAGCUUCCCCUGUUAGUAGGCCUGGUAAUGGGGCAACAGUAACUAUCAAUGGAGUAGCUGUUCGCUGAGACUCUUCCGUAAUAUGGUUUUUAAUUAAGCAAUUAUUAUUUUUUAAAUCAAAGUUAUUGCUUGGAAUGGAGAAAAAGAAUCAAAGAAAGACUGCUUGUAAACUAUAUUAAGAUAUGAAGGUGUUUUCUUGUGUGUAUUUAUCAGUGGAAAAUACCAAGACUCAGUUCUUAUCAUUGCGUUCUUGAACUCCCACCGAAGCAAAUUCUUGUCAGGUCCUUCAGAGCCUUUUCUAGUGCCAAGUGGAUAACAAAACCACACCAAUUUUAAUCUUUAAAAAUGGUCAAAACUGCCAUCAGGUUUUAGGAGGCAAAAUCUAAAGAGGCCCGGUGAAAUCUUUAUUUUGAAGUGAAGGUAAAUUGUCACUUGUUCUCACAGACUGAAUUAUCUUUCUUUUAUGUUCCUCCUUAAAUAUUAGCUCUCACAACCCAGAAAGUGCUGAAUGUGGUCAUAUUUUUGCCUAAUAUACCUAACAAUCUAGAAAAUAUAUGAAACUAGGGACUCACCUCAUUCAAGUCAUUUCCAUUCUGUGGUUGAUGUUUGUUAAUAUGUUAAAAUUGAAACUAACCAUUGUUAUGUGUUGCAUUUAUUCCCAUUUUUCUGUUUCUUAAUACAAUUUAUAAGAAAUAAUAAUGAUGGCUUCAUUGCCA